UAAAGUUAAGUACUAAUUCAGAGCUCCAUGCAACUCAUUUUCAAGUAAUAGGAGCAAGUAUCUGAAAUUAUAUCUAUAAUCAAUUAUGUAUAUGUGAUUUGAUUUGAUUUGUUUUUUAUGCAAGUUUGAUUUGAUACAAGGAUGUUGGAGGGAGGAGACAAGUUGAGAUCAUCACAGUGGUGGUGGCUAAACAUAAACAACAAGGCUCGUUCCAAUCGAUCCCUAUCGCUCAAUUCAAUUCUUGCAGAGCUAGAAGAGAAGACUAGUUCAACGCGGAAUCUCAUCGAGCAAGAUGUAGAGUCAUUUUCACAACGUGCGGAGGCGUAUUACAACAUGAGGCCUAAGCUAAUCAGCAUGGUUCAUGAUUUCCACCGAAUGCAUACUUCAUUAGCUGAGAGUUAUGAUCAACUCAUCAAGUUUGAAAUUGGGAGUCACCUUUUAACAUCUUCUUUCGGUUCACUUUAUGUGGCUAAAAACCAACUGAGGAAGUCGGUGAGCUUGCAAGAAAAUGUGCUGCAUAGCUACUCCAAUGGCUGUAAGUUGGUUGAGUUUGACGAGCCUGAAGUUGAUGAUCCGGAGAAACAAGGAGGAGAAGAAAAUGAGUCGAGUGAUUGUGAAUGGAAGAGGUUGAAGGAAGAGUUGGAGAAACUUCGAAAACAAAAUAAGGUUCAAAGGGAGGAACUGAUGCAGAAGGAUGAAGACAAGAGAGAUGUUAUUAGACAGCUGAGUUUGGCCAUGGAUUUGUUGAUGGAAGAGAAUUUGAUUUUGGAAAAGUGUCUCUAACAAUUUUUCUAGUAUCAUCUUUGGGAUAAUCUAGUACUAGUACCUCACUGGCCUGAUGAUACAUACAUACAUACCUAUUCAUAUUCAUCGAA
This is a messenger RNA of Salvia splendens (bonfire salvia), 875 nucleotides long. Its product is annotated as protein NETWORKED 3A-like. Gene Ontology annotation, molecular function: actin binding. Gene Ontology annotation, cellular component: vacuolar membrane. The transcript is spliced from 2 exons. Bases 142 to 783 code for a protein of 213 amino acids. The record is from RefSeq and is a predicted model, not a curated record. NCBI's taxonomy places the organism in Eukaryota, Viridiplantae, Streptophyta, Magnoliopsida, Lamiales, Lamiaceae.